AUGAGGGUUGCUCCACCCCCGAGAAAAUCUAGAGUACGUCGACUGCGGCGAUUAGCGAGUGGCGCUCAUCGAAUUGCGACUUUAAAAAGAGUGAGGCGAUACUGGAAUUUGCACAAGGUGCAUAAGAUUAACAGAAGAAAUAAGAGAAAGCGAGGAAUAUCUCGCGAAAGGUUUGCCGGUAAUACACCUUUAAACUCUGGGGAUUUUCUCGAUCUCGGUUCUUUUGCUGAUUCGGCAAAUGCAGAUCACAAGCCUCUGAUUAUCACGUCAUAUCCAAAUGGUUGUGGACGCUCUCCCCGGGUGAAAAUAUUGCAGAGAAAUUCUUUUCAUAAGUCUCUUAUCAGCAAGCGAAGAUAUAAACUCCGCAAAUUUAAUCCUGGCAUAUUCGAAAGCACCGAUGCAGAAAUUUCAAGAAUAGACUGUUUUGAGAGCGCCGUGCGCAUCAAAAGGUCGGUAUCUAAACACGCCGAUGUGAAGGUCACUUUCGAGGAGAGAAAUGUCAUCAAGACCACUUGCUUGCCUUAUUCUAUCACGGAUGGACAAGGACCUGAAUAUCUUCAGUUUGGACCUGGACGUCGAAUUCUACUUGCAGACUUUUCAUCUUUGACCAUAAGAGCUAACCCAAGUCAUUACGUUAAUGGUAUUGAUGGUUCGAAAGGUACCGAACAUAAAAGCGAGUCAUCUGCGAUAAAACUAAGAAAAAGACUCAAAAGGAAAGUCCGCUCCGCGGUAGCGCUUGUAGGAGAGUUUUUGCCAGUCUUGUCGUUCUUCCAAUAUCCGGAUUUACUGAUGAUGAGCGUCAUUACAGAUGUCCCUCAAACUCAAGCUGCGGCUUUUGAAGAUGAUGAAAUCUCACAAACCAUAACACAAAAAAUGGGAGACUUGUUCGAAGUUUCGAAACACGCUAGUAAUGCUUUCACAAGUUAUACAAGAAUGAUGAGAAAACUGAGCACUAUCUCCCCACAUGCGACAAGAACCGUUCGUACAGUAACUGUUAAACGGCUCAUGAACACAUAA
Lachancea mirantina is the source of this 1017-nucleotide messenger RNA. The record is from the annotation of a GenBank genome assembly. NCBI's taxonomy places the organism in Eukaryota, Fungi, Ascomycota, Saccharomycetes, Saccharomycetales, Saccharomycetaceae.